This is a messenger RNA of Poecilia reticulata (guppy), 632 nucleotides long. Lineage: Eukaryota; Metazoa; Chordata; Actinopteri; Cyprinodontiformes; Poeciliidae. The record is from RefSeq and is a predicted model, not a curated record.
UGUGGCUUUCCACAUUCUUACAUGUGUUAUGAUGAGGACCUGGUUCUGGUGAAGGAGAAUAAGACGUGGGAGGAGGCGUUGGAGCACUGCAGGACUCUGAAGGAAGGGAACAGAUACGACCUGGUGACCCUCAUCACCCCGGACGACCACAACUAUGCACGAGAGAGAGCUCAACACGCUUCCACUGAGGAGGUGUGGACCGGUCUGCGUUACCUGGGCGACGAGUGGGUCUGGAUUGCUGGAGAACCGGUGCAGUACCCGGACACGCCAGGCUGCCCAGGUAGCAGGUGUGGCGUCCUGAAGAAAAACAGCAGCUCCCUGUUUGGGAUCAGAGCCUGCAACCAGAGGAAGAACUUCUUCUGCUAUAAGGAACCUAUUGGCGGCUGAAGGCCUCCGAGGUUCUUCACUCAGAGCUUCUGUAACAACACAGAACAUUUAGAAACAAUCUGUUUAAUACGUACACUGACAUUAUAUACAGGUUUAGUAAAAUAUGUAUAUACAGUAAAGAAGAGCUGCCACUAAUUAUUAUUGUCCUAUCAAUUAUUGAGACAGUCAAAUCACAAAGUGCCACAUUGUGCAGAUUUUUUAUUUAAGCACUGAAGCUUCUUUUAUAAAAUAUUAAUUAUAUAAGA